This is a messenger RNA of Neltuma alba, 4261 nucleotides long. RefSeq names its product receptor-like protein kinase. The transcript has 5 exons. The coding region runs from base 71 to 3820 and encodes 1249 amino acids. NCBI's taxonomy places the organism in Eukaryota, Viridiplantae, Streptophyta, Magnoliopsida, Fabales, Fabaceae. The record is from RefSeq and is a predicted model, not a curated record. Gene Ontology annotation, molecular function: protein kinase activity; ATP binding; receptor serine/threonine kinase binding. Gene Ontology annotation, biological process: protein phosphorylation.
UUAAACCUUUCCUGCGUUUUCGUGGAAAAUUCCCUUUUUUUUUUUUUAAGAGAGAGAUUUCCCUCUUCAUAUGAAGCUCCAAUUUCUACUCUUAUGCUUGUUUGCCCCUUUAUAUGUUGCUUCUGCCUUAAGUUCAGAUGGGUUGACUCUAUUGUCUCUUCUCAACCACUGGACUUCUGCGCCUCCUUCCUUAAAGUCAAACUGGAAGUCCUCUGAUGCCACCCCUUGCUCAUGGAUAGGGAUACAGUGUGACCGUUACCAGAAUGUGGUCUUUCUAAACCUCACUGCAUCUCAGAUUUUUGGUCACCUUGGGCCAGAAAUUGGACAGCUGACUCACUUGCAGAAACUUUUGUUGGCCACAAAUGGUUUCUCAGGUACAAUACCCCCAGAGUUAUGUAAUUGUAGUCUGCUUGAGUAUGUUGAUCUUUCUGAGAAUCAUUUGUCAGGAUAUAUACCUUCAGAAAUUGUUAAUUGCAAAUCUUUGAAGUCGUUACAAUUAUAUUCCAAUCAACUAGAGGGAGCCAUUCCAAACGAAUUGGGAAGCCUAAGUAAAUUGGAGGAGAUUAAAUUGUAUUUCAACCACUUGACAGGUGAAAUUCCACUUGCCAUUUGGAAGAUUCAGAGUCUUAAGCAUAUCCUUCUUCAUAAUAAUAGCCUUUCAGGGAAAUUACCUUCAGAGAUGACAGAACUCAAGCAUCUGAAAAAUAUCUCAUUGUUUGACAACCAAUUCUCUGGACCAAUUCCUCAAAGCCUGGGAAUCAAUAGCAGUUUAGUGAAGCUGGACUUGAUGAAUAAUAAGUUUACUGGUGGCAUCCCCCCAAAUCUUUGUUUUGGAAAGCAACUCCGCACACUGCUUUUAGGUUAUAAUCAAUUUCAAGGAGGCAUACCUCCAGAUUUGGGAAGAUGUGCAACUCUUGCAAGGUUGGAUCUCAGUGACAAUAAUCUUUCUGGGCCUAUUCCUAAAUUUGAAGGUAAUAAUGAUCUCAUGUACAUGGACAUGAGCAAGAACAACAUCAGUGGAGAAAUUACAUCUACUUUGGGAAGCUGCACAAAUCUCAUUGGUUUAAUUCUGUCCACAAAUAAAAUCACAGGGCUUAUACCCUCAGAGUUAGGAAACCUUUUGAACCUUCAGGUUCUGAAUCUUGCUCACAAUAAUCUAGUAGGUACUUUGCCGCUGCAACUAUCGUACUGUACCAAAAUGUUUACAUUUGACGUGGGAUUCAAUUUUCUUAAUGGUACAUUCCCAUCAAGCAUGAGGAGCUGGACAGUUUUGGGCAGAUUAAUUUUAAGAGAUAAUCAUUUUAGUGGGUCUGUCCCAUUUUUCCUCUCAGAGUAUGCCCAGCUUCUCGAAUUACAACUUGGUGGAAAUAUGUUUGAAGGACUAAUUCCCGCAUCAAUUGGAUCAUUGAUUCACUUAUAUGAGUUGAAUCUGAGCUCUAAUAAAUUAACAGGUAUGACCCCUGGUACAUUCAAUAGCUUGUUAAUGCUCGAAAGCCUGGAUUUAUCCCUGAACAAUUUGACAGGAAGCAUAAAAGCGCUUAGCGGAGUUUCACCAUUAACGAAAUUCAAUAUAUCAUACAACUCAUUUUUUGGUCCUUUACCAGAAUGGAUGAAGGGAUCUCCAUCAUCUUUCUUGGGAAAUCCUGGCCUCUAUGCCAGUUGUUCAACUUCGGAUGUCUCGGGUUGCAAAAACAAACCGGGUGACUCUGAAUCAACUGACCACAAAGGCAGUAAAAAAUCCAUUUUUUUUAUAGCACUUGGAUUCACAGUGCUUGUCAUUUGUUUGUCAUUUGUAAUUUGCUGGUUUAUUCAAAUAUCUAAUGUGGAGGUCAAUGUUGACCAUGAAGGACAAGAGGAUUUGUUUUCAAACGAUGAAGGAUUUUCUAGAAUUUGUAAUCUACUAGAUGCUACAGAACAGCUACAUGAUGAACAUAUAAUUGGUGAAGGAGGGCAAGGAAUUGUUUACAAAGCCGAACUUGGUAGUGGAGUUUUUGCUAUUAAGAAGGUUAAAUUUACCCAAAGCCAUAAGAGGAAACCAAACAUGAUCAGGGAAAUUGAAAUGACUAGGAAGAUUAGGCAUCAAAAUGUGGCAAGAUGCCUAGGCUCCCAGAUUGGUGAGGAAUAUGGUCUAACCAUUAGCAGGUACAUGGAAAAUGGAAGCCUUCAUGAUGUUUUACAUGAAAAUGAUCCACUACCCUACUUAGCAUGGAAUGUCCGCUAUAAAAUUGCUAUUGGAAUUGCAAAAGGACUAGCAUACCUCCAUCAUGAUUGUGAUCCCCCCAUAUUGCACAGAGACAUCAAACCAAAGAAUAUACUCCUUGAUUCUGAUAUGCAGCCUUGUAUUAUUGAUUUUGGUAUUUCGAUUGCUUUGAAUCAGCCCUCUAGUGUGGUGCGGAUACGGUCAACAUAUCAUGUAGGUACUCGUGGAUUUAUGGCACCAGAGAUUGCAUGUGUGGUAGUGCCCAGUUGUGAGCUCGAUGUAUAUAGUUAUGGGGUAGUUUUGCUUGAGCUGAUAACCAGAAAGAAAGUAUUAGACUCCUCAUUUUUGGAAGAGGAAACCACUUUGGUAGGGUGGUUUAAAUCUGUAUGGAGGAGAACCAAUGAACUUGAAGAGAUUGUUGAUUCAUCCCUUGUACGGGAGCUUUCAUGUUUAGACGUAAGGGUGCAAGUCAUCAAAGUGCUUUUGGUGGCUCUAAUUUGUACUGAGACAGAUCCAGGAAAGAGACUGAAAAUGAGGGAUGUCAUCGAAUUCUUUGAAACGCCCAUUGAUCCAGGAAUUUUCAUUCAGCAUGACAGAGCAUUUCAUCUGGGGGGUUCUCUUGCUACUGCAGCAGCCUCUAUAUUUUUUCAGGAGGACGUCAAGAUCACUGCCAAUAGAGGUUCUUACCCAAUUAUUCACAAAGUGAUGGCGGGUGAUGAAAAAUUGAACAAUUCAAAUAUUAUUGGCAGAGGAGCUCAUGGUGUUGUCUACAAAUAUUCACUAGGAGCAUCCCUUGUUUAUGCUGUAAAGAAGGUUGCGUUUGUUGGUAACAAAAGAAGGAUUGUAAAGAUAGCUAGAGAAAUUGAAAUCAUUGCAAAGAUUAGGCACCGAAAUCUAGUCAGAUUGCUGGACUUUUUGUUUAAAAAGGAGUACUGUCUGAUCUUGUACAAUUACAUGCCAAAUGGAAACCUUCAUGAUGUUUUGCAUGACAAGAAUCCACUGCCAUGCCUGGAGUGGAAUGUCCGGUAUAGGAUUGCUGUUGGAAUUGCUCAUGGGUUGGCUUAUCUCCAUUACGAUUGUCAUCCUGCCAUAGUGCACUGUGCCAUCAAACCUAAAAAUAUACUUCUGGAUUCUGAUAUGGAUCCCUGUAUUGCUAAUUUUGGUAUUGCUAAGCUUUUGGAUCAGUCUUCUUCAACACCAUCUUUAGCAGUUCCAGGACCACAAGGGUAUAUAACACCAGAGAGUACAUAUACAACAGCAAAUACCAGGGAGUUUGAUGUUUACAGUUAUGGGAUAGUUUUGCUUCAGUUGAUAACUAGAAAGAAGGCAGUAGAUCCAUCAUUUAUGAACGGAACUGAGAUAGGAAUGUGGGUCAGAACUCAAUGGAAGGAAACAGGAGCCAUUAGUACAAUUGUUGAUUCAAGCCUUGCAGAGGAGGUUUUGAAGUCAGAUGUACUUGAACGAGUUACCAUUGUGCUUUUGCUGGCUUUGAGUUGCACAGAGAAGAAUCCACACAUGAGACCCACAAUGAGAGAUGUUAUCAAGCAGUUAGAAGAUGCUAAUCCAAGGACAAGGAGUAAAAAGCUUCCAAGUUCCAACUCCUUAAAGAUCCAUAGUUGAUUCACACAUGUGAGCAUUGUGAGGUACUGAACUACAUUACUUCUUCCCUGAAGCAGUGGAAUAACUUGCACAGCUAUCUUCCAAAAGUUUAGGUGGCUAUUAUGUUGCAAUUAACGCUUUCGAUUUUGUAAAAGAAACUGAAGUUGUCAAUUCGUUGCCAUGUAAGCUGAUGGAUAACUAAUGGGCCAAGAGUAAGAACCAGUGACUAUACUGAGUUUUCUGUUAUUUUUCCCCUUAUUUUCUUUGUAGCUUUUCUGGUUAGAGCUACACUCUGCCAGGUUCUUUCAGGUUUAGUAUUCGCUUUAAGCUUGGGUUUCAUCAUAAGCAAAUCUAGAAUGCGAGUAGCUGAGGCAAACAAAGCUUUAGAAAUUUUUACUGAUGGGAUCUAGUGACAUCACUUGUAUGUUAAAUCUGUACAUGCACGUAUAGAUUAGUUCUGAC